AUGCCGCUCAACUCCAUGCCUCCUCCCUCAUUGGCAUCUCGUCGUCUCCAACCACGAACUGUUGCUCGAGUCGGCCCAUGCCUUCAUUCUAGAUUUUCGACGUCUUCGCUGACUCUGAGUUACGCAGAUACUCUUCCUAAUCUAAAAAUUGGUGCUCAUACUCGGGUUCUUUUCCAGGGAUUUACAGGCAAACAGGCAACGGCGAACGUGAAAGAGUCGUUGGCAUGGGGUACCAAGAUUAUAGGCGGUGUAAAGCCAGGCGUGGAGGGUGAACACCUAGGACUACCAGUUUUUCCAUCAGUAAAAGUGGCACAACAAAUAUCCAGACCAGAUGCAACAGCAAUUUACGUCCCCGGCCCACAAACAGCACAGGCCAUUGAAGAGGCUAUCGAAGCAGAGAUUCCUCUUAUCGUGGCGGUUGCGGAGCAUGUUCCAAUUCAUGAUAUUGUUCGAGUUCAUGCAAUGCUUAAAACCCAAUCGAAAUCCCGUUUGGUUGGUGCCAACUGUCCCGGUAUUAUUUCCGCGAUUGGGAAAUGCCGUAUAGGAUUUCAGCCGCUCCCCUGCUUCUCUCCCGGCCAUAUAGGAAUUGUCGCCAAGUCCGGAACUCUUGGUUACGAGACCGUCGCCUCAACAUCACGAGCCGGGUUAGGUCAGAGCCUUUGCAUUGGUAUGGGAGGAGAUGUUCUGGCUGGCACAGACUUCGUGGAUGCACUGAGCAUUUUCGAACAUGAUGAUGACACUCAUGGGAUAAUAAUCGUCGGUGAGAUUGGAGGAACUGCUGAGAUUGCCGCUGCGGAGUGGAUUGCCCACUAUCGUAGGCGUUCUGCAAACCCAAAACCUAUAAUGGCAGUGAUUUGUGGGAUUCAUGCGCCUCUCGGGCGAGUCAUGGGUCAUGCUGGAGCUUGGGUUGGGCCCGGAGAGCCCGAUGCCCAGACAAAGAUCAAAGCGCUGCAAAACGCCGGCGCUGUCAUGGUACAUCAUCCAGAGGACUUUGGAGAAGGAAUGAAGAUGCUGUUGAGCAAUAUGGGCGGAAGGCCCGUCCUUAAGACAGCUUCGGCCGUCGCAGGAGGCCAAAGGGGAUUCCAUACCCUACGCCGAAUAAGCGUUCAACAACGAGAACCUCUUAAAACACAACGCCGAAACCUUUACCUGAAGCAAUCCCAGUCAUUCAACCUAUUAAAGGAAAAGGGGCUCGCAAUUGACGAAUCAAAUGAACCCGGAGAUUUUUUCUUUGGACUUUCGAUAGACCGAAAAUCGCACUCGCCAUGUAUCAUUGCCUCUCCCACCACUGACCCAGCCACUCAGCUCUCGCAAGCUAGGGUAUUCCCGUUUACGUAUGGGAAGACGCAAUUUUCGGCUGACGGGGCUAAUACCAGGGCAGUUGCUAGCCAUAUUGGUCUAGGGGAGUUUGCUCUGACGCCUCUUGCAAAACUAGCACAGAAUCUGCUUGAUAUAUUCAUGAGCAAGGAAGCCUUUGUGCUGGAAACAAAAAUCACCGUGGCAAGUGAUGGAAGCUUCCAGGUCAGCGGAGCUCGGUUUGGUUUUGAUGAUGCCGCGUACAAAAGUUCAAAGAGACAGGAGGAUAUCCAUCGACUCCGGAACGAAGCUGAAGAGGUUCCUGAAGAAGUUGAAGCUGAGAAAUAUGGGAUUGUCUAUAUCAAACUUGACGGAGAAGGAAGCAUCGGUACUCUCGUUAACGGCGCCGGCCUUGCGAUGAAUACCGUCGAUGCUCUGAGUCACCACGGCGGCCAUUGUGCCAACUUCCUCGACACAGGCGGGAAAGCCACGUCGGAGACCGUGAAGUCAUCUUUUCGCAUCAUCCUCUCCGAUCCUCGUGUCAAAACAAUCUUUGUCAACAUUUUUGGCGGCCUGACGCUCUGCGACAUGAUCGCUAACGGUAUCAUUAUGGCGUUUCGUGACUUGGAUAUGAAAGUACCUGUCGUAGUGCGUCUGCGUGGUACGAAUGAAGAAAUUGGACAGAAGAUGAUCGCGGAUAGCGGACUUCCCUUGCACGCAUUUGACUCCUUCGAAGAGGCUGCAAAGAAGGUCAUCAGCCUUACUCGCUAA
Paracoccidioides brasiliensis Pb18 is the source of this 2067-nucleotide messenger RNA. RefSeq lists its product as uncharacterized. Bases 1 to 2067 code for a protein of 688 amino acids. Gene Ontology annotation, biological process: tricarboxylic acid cycle. Gene Ontology annotation, cellular component: succinate-CoA ligase complex (ADP-forming); mitochondrion. Gene Ontology annotation, molecular function: succinate-CoA ligase (ADP-forming) activity; succinate-CoA ligase (GDP-forming) activity. The transcript is spliced from 10 exons. The record is from RefSeq and is a predicted model, not a curated record.